This is a messenger RNA of Maylandia zebra (zebra mbuna), 6740 nucleotides long. RefSeq names its product phosphodiesterase 4D, cAMP-specific (gene pde4d). NCBI's taxonomy places the organism in Eukaryota, Metazoa, Chordata, Actinopteri, Cichliformes, Cichlidae. The record is from RefSeq and is a predicted model, not a curated record. Gene Ontology annotation, molecular function: 3',5'-cyclic-nucleotide phosphodiesterase activity. Gene Ontology annotation, biological process: signal transduction.
UUCCUCUCUUGAAUGAAGUGUUAAGAGGAUCCAUAGGUUUAGCUGACUGGAUAGGGCAGGCACACCUAUUACACAGGGUCAGGACAUCCCACUGACUGGAGGGAGGAGGGAGGCGGGAAGAAGGAGGGCAGAGACGAUCAGCAGCGAGACAGAGGGAGACGGCGAGAUACUGAAGAGACGCUUCUCUGUUUUGUUUUGUUUUGUUUUUUUCUUCUCUCUCCCUCUCUAUUUCCUCGCUUCGCUCCCUGGGAGGUUGUGAAAGGGCAGAACAGAGAGGGAGACGCAAAAUAAUAGAGACAAAGGGGGCAAAGCCGAGAGGAUGAAAGCAAAUGUGAAUGUGUGAGUGACUCUGUGUGUAACAUGCUCUGUCAUGCUGGUGUGACUACCGCUGCCUCCCCAACCGGCGUCGUUUGGCUGUCAGGAAAAGGAAUGCUUUCCGGAGGAAUGAGUCCCUGAACCGGUUCACCAUGUGGCUGUGGGACAGUAAUUUCCAAACCUUUGCUGGAAGAAUCCCACGGAAAAAAGAGCAGCGGCCGGAGAGCUUAGCUGGUCCUGCUGGGUGGCCGCCUGUGUGCUCGCUCUGCUGAAACUCUCACUUAAAAACUGAGUUCACACUGGGCUUAAGUCUGCUUUUCAGUUUCUUCCAGUUUACGUUUCUUUUCUUUUAAGCCGUCACAUUUAGCAGGAUUUUUAUCUUCCUUAAGGAUCUCAAUGGAUUUUAUGGUGCUAUAUAGUUUGAUUUGUGAGACUGCCUUGUUAGAUACAAGCUGGCGCUUUUGGUAAUGAUGCCCUAGGACCUAACAAGUGAAGCUGGAAACUCAGAAAGAGCUCAUUCUUUACUUGAGAACUGGUCUGAAUGUACGCAUUACAACAGUGAACUUUACCAUGGGACACUACAUUAUGUGCCGCGGCCCACGUACACUGUGGGGCAGUGUUUAUGGAUAUAUAGCUAAAUAGAUUUUUUUUAAAAAGGGGUGCCUAAGGGGUGAAAGGUUAACAGGAAGCGGGACCAGCGCUGACACAGCUUUGGUAUGAAGCCUGGACAAUGCCCAGGUGCUCCCACUGACAGGUCCAUGAUGCACCUCGGUCAUUUUCCUUUUAGAAGGCACUCCUGGAUAUGUUUCGAUGUGGACAAUGGCACAUCAUCAGGUCGAAGCCCCCUGGACCCAAUGGCCAGCCCGGGCUCAGGCCUCAUCCUGCAGGCCAAUUUUGUCCACAGUCAACGGAGAGAGUCAUUCCUCUACCGCUCUGACAGCGACUAUGACCUCUCACCCAAGUCCAUGUCGCGAAACUCCUCCAUUGCCAGUGACAUUCAUGGUGAUGACAUGAUUGUAACACCCUUUGCACAGGUUCUUGCAAGCUUGAGAACUGUACGAAACAACUUUGGUGCAUUAACUAACCUACAACAAGACAGAACAUCCAAUAAAAGAUCACCCAUGUGUAACCCACCACCUAUCACCAAGACCACCUUCACAGAGGAGGCCUACCAGAAACUGGCCACUGAGACCCUGGAGGAGCUGGACUGGUGCCUGGACCAGCUGGAGACGCUGCAGACGAGACACUCAGUCAGUGAGAUGGCUUCAAACAAGUUCAAGAGGAUGUUGAAUAGAGAGCUCACGCACCUCUCGGAGAUGAGCCGCUCUGGGAACCAAGUCUCUGAGUUCAUCUCCAACACCUUCCUGGACAAGCAGCAUGAAGUCGAGAUGCCAUCCCCUCAAACGCAAAAGGAGAAGGAGAAGAAGAACAAGCCCAUGUCUCAGAUCAGUGGGGUGAAAAAGCUGCAGCACUCAUCCAGCCUCACAAACUCGAACAUCCCUCGAUUUGGGGUCAAGACCGAGACCGAAGAUGAACUUGCUAAGGAGUUGGAGCAUGUGAAUAAAUGGGGCCUUAAUGUUUUUAAAAUCUCCGAAUUUUCUGGGAAUCGACCACUGACAGUCAUGAUGUACACAAUAUUCCAGGAGAGAGACUUGUUAAAAACUUUUAAAAUUCCACUUGACACCUUUAUAACCUACCUGAUGACCUUAGAAGACCAUUACCAUGCCGAUGUGGCCUAUCAUAACAACAUCCAUGCUGCUGACGUCACCCAGUCAACUCACGUGCUGCUAUCCACCCCUGCCCUUGAGGCUGUGUUCACAGACCUUGAGAUCCUCGCUGCCAUCUUUGCCAGUGCAAUUCAUGACGUGGACCAUCCCGGAGUCUCGAACCAGUUCCUCAUUAACACCAAUUCAGAGUUGGCACUGAUGUACAAUGACUCUUCCGUCUUAGAGAACCAUCAUCUAGCAGUCGGUUUCAAGCUCCUGCAAGAGGAGAACUGUGACAUCUUCCAAAACUUGACCAAAAAACAAAGACAAUCACUGCGAAAGAUGGUCAUUGACAUCGUGCUAGCUACAGACAUGUCCAAGCACAUGAAUCUGCUGGCUGAUCUGAAAACAAUGGUGGAAACUAAGAAAGUGACCAGCUCUGGUGUCUUACUGCUGGAUAACUAUUCUGACAGGAUACAGGUUCUCCAGAACAUGGUGCACUGUGCAGAUUUGAGCAACCCCACCAAGCCUCUGCAGCUGUACCGGCAGUGGACGGAUCGCAUCAUGGAAGAGUUUUUCAGCCAAGGUGACCGAGAACGGGAGAGGGGCAUGGAGAUCAGCCCCAUGUGUGACAAACACAAUGCCUCAGUAGAAAAGAGCCAGGUUGGAUUCAUAGACUAUAUCGUCCACCCUUUGUGGGAGACGUGGGCUGACCUGGUCCAUCCGGAUGCCCAGGACAUCCUGGACACAUUAGAAGACAACAGAGAGUGGUACCAAAGCACCAUCCCCCAAAGUCCCUCCCCUGCGUUGGACGAGCCUGAGGACAGCACUCGACCUCCGGGAGGGGACAAGUUCCAAUUCGAGCUCACCCUGGAGGAGGACGGGGAGUCGGACACUGAGAAAGACAGCGGCAGCCAGCCAGAGGAGGAGGAGGAGGAGGAAGAGGAGGAGGAGGAAAACAGCUGUACUGAUUCUAAAACACUCUGUACGCAGGACUCUGAAUCAACAGAGAUACCUUUGGACGAACAGGUGGGGGAGGACGAUGACGAUGAUGAUGAGGUAGUAGAAGAGGGAGAAACACCCUGCUCACAAUCAUGUGUUGUCGAGGAAGAGGUAGCAGAAGAGGAGGAGGAAGAGGAGGAAGAAGAGAAAGCGAAAUCCCCUGACACAUAGCAGUUUAUGGACAGCAUCUGAUUAACUCUUCUUCUUAGUAAUGACAGAUGAUUAUUUAUAGAAUAUUUUUUGGGUUUUGUUGAAUCUGUGUGUGGUUUUUAUACAUCCAUGUUUCUGGUUCCAAAGCGUGCGCUGCUCCCCACCUUGGCCACUCCUCCCUGCCCGCUUUGUUCAGACACGCCCACUGGUACUACUUCAAGUUUUUUUGCACUCAGGAAAACUCCUUUCCAUUCCCAUUUGUACUGAAGUGGUGUGUCUUUAUUUCACCUUUACAGCCCCCUCCCUUUUACAGGCUUAAGUUUGUGGACCAGCAGUUCAGUCUCCUCCGUGCUGUUCUUACUGUACGUAACAUCACGUUUUCCUCCUUUUCUGCUUCGUCUCAGCCUCGCCCGAAGGUUUGCCAGUGUUUCCGUGUUUUAUUAAGUGCCCAUACUCUACAGAGACAGUUGUUGGCGUGUUCAAGGAGAACCUCCCUCUCGGUUAGGUCAUAUCCCCCCCCUCCCGCUACAAAUUAGGAGGCACGUUAUGCUGUCAUCCGGUCGAGAAAACCUGACGGGGCGCCGCAGAGAUGAAAGCUGCAGCACACCGGGGAACUUUUUGAGACACAUUUCUGCUGUGGAAGUCUUCCUUGAAAACCUGACUGACACCAAGCUCAAAUCGAAACGGCUGUGUCGCUGUCCUAGACCUCUUUAAUUUUUUUGUAUCGUACUGUAUGUAAGAUUCAGAUAUUUUCUAGAAUUUACUUUUGCAAUCUUAGGCUCUGUUUUGUUAGAAAUAAAGAAAACGAGGGCACUUUUGGAAACUAAUGGGGGAGAAACGUGUCGUAGAUAUUCAGUGUUUUUUUGUUUUGUUUUUUUUCUUGAAGGGGAUAUCUUUACAGCUGGGUUACAUUGAGUGUUCUGAGCUGUUUGCACUUGCUCCAAUAGCAUUUAUACUACUAUUUCCAUGCCACUGUACUCAUAUUUGGUUUGUCCUGUCAGUUUGAAUUUUGGAAUUCAUUCAUAAUAACUAUUGUUUUUGGUGAGCGUCUUCACCGAGAAGGAAGCGUGAAAGCCGAGGUUUUCACACUUCAGUUACAUUGUUACAAGCCUUUAAAUUUAAUUGUCGUUGCCUGCAGUUCUUUUGAACACAUCCUAAGACAAUGCAAUGCUUUGUAGUUGAUACAAAAAGCACCUUUUUUAGAAGCUUGUUUAGUGCUCCAAGUAUACAGAAAUAGAAAUGGUAUUAUAGGGUGAUUUUAUACAAAUGCUACGAAAGCUUUUUAUCGUCCUUCUUUUCAUUUUCUUGCCCUUAUUUGACACGCACAUCAAGAACUGCUGCUUUUUUCCAGUCACUGUGUUUUCUUUUACCUGUUGUAAAUGUGCUUUUCAUCACGAACACAUUUGUUUUUAUAGGGUUUUUUUUGCCUACACGACGUUAACUCCAGUUACUGUCUUUGUUUUCGACAAGACAAUCAGCUCCAUCGUGCAGUCGUCAGAUAUCCUCUACAGAUAUCCAGAUACUCUUGCACAGAUACAUAUAUUCGUUUAUGAUUACAUUUAUUGUUUUAUUUAAACUCGCCAAAACGCGUGCGCACAUAGGCUUGAACGUUGUCGCCCUACAUCACAGCCAAAACUCUUCACUUUUUUCUAUCAUAUUUUACGCCUCAAUUUAUUAUUUAUUGCUUGAUUCUUUUUUUUCCCCCUCUUUGUGUGUGUGUGUGUGUGUGUGUGUGUGUGUGUGUGUGUGUGUGUGUGUGUGUGUGUGUGUGUGUGUGUGUUUUUUUUUGGUUUUUUUGCAUUAUGAAGAUGGUACAGUAAAUAUUUUACUGUAGCAUAGACCACAUCGCAGGCUUGCAGGUUACAAUAUCCAAAUAUACUUUUUAACCCCAGUGUACAUACAAUAUUUAAAAGAAAAUCCACCUCUUUAAAGAAAAAAAAACCACUUGAAGUACUGCACACCGCUUUUUAAAGAGUGCUCGUUUUGAUUAUGUGUCAUUUUAAAACUUUUUAUUUAAUCUUUCAUUUUGUGCCAAUACUUUUCUUUUUUCCCCCCAUCCUCACCCAGAGCCCUUACCUGUAAUAAAAAAUUUUCUGGUUUUAUUGCUGUUUACAAACAUAUUUAUUGUGCUGUACAUAAUAUAUAAUUAUUAAUGUUAUUACUAUCAUAAUGCAGUUUGCUGUAAAUGGUUGAUUCUUAUCAUCCCUUUUGGUGAUGGCGUGGCUGUAUUAUGUACCUCUUGUUGAGAGAAUGUUUAUUUACACAUGAAUUUCAGUGUAAAAAAAAAAAGAAAAACAACAAAAGAAAAAAACAAAACAAAAACGAUCCAUCGACAUGUUGCUUAGCUGAGAAGUAGCUCAGUGAAGAGAGAGGGAAAGCCAAAUUGUUUUUUUUUAAGAAAAAAAAGAAACUGUUCCUUGGCCCAUGGGCUGUGCCUUAAAUUCAACACGUCAUUUACUUUUAGCCUUUUUAUUUUUUGAAUUCUCUAGUUCUCUUUUUGCUGCAGUGGUGAAUCUUUUUGGCUUGGGUCGGCCCGAUCUCCUGCUGAGAAAAGUUGCCUUUUCCACAAUCACAGCCAAACACGGUUUGCUCUGUCUCGCAGCUACGGCGCUGCUUUGAAAAUACGCCGUCGGUGCAGACGUGUGCGGAGACUCGGUUCGACCGCAAGCCUGAGAUUUACCACAUGAGUGAUGUGUGGCCUAUAGCCAGCCGGAUGUCCCCAGAGUCGAGUUUGCUGUAGACCUGGUCUGAACAGCUCACACUUCCUUUACGCUCUGCCUCUACACUCACAGAUGUGAUUCAGCCUGUCAGGAGACGUGAUGAGGGAGUCGCUUUUUUGGCUGCCGCAUCACCUGCUUCUGCGUGGCUGUCUCGCAGCUACAGAAACACUGAAUGGGGCGCAACAGUAGUGUAUAGCUGUUGCUUGACUACGGCCCUACAAAGCACAGAGGCUUCGAGACACAUCUGCAUGUUCAGCCACUGCUGCAUUAAUUAUGGCUGAAACACUGGCGGUGUGUUGCUUAUCUAUGCUCUGCCCGCACGACCACUCACAUUACUUGCAAUAUCCAAAACCACUGACAUCUCUCUGCCUGCACAGGAGAAGGGUUUAUUAUAUUUGUGUAGUGAAGGGAGGGGUGGGGGUAUGGGGUGGGAUUCAAGGGGUUUGGGCGACUGCAUCAUUGUCCUGAAACAUGGACUCUUAUUUUGACACACAUACUGUAGAUUCUAAACAGCCCUGGACCAAUGGAAAUAGUGGGUUCUUUUCUCAUUAUGUGUUCUAUUUUUUUAUGGUAUGAAAGGAGAAUACAAACUGUAACUUUAAGACAAAAAAAAGAAGAAAAAAAAGGUCUUUGGGACAAUUAUAUUUUGGGUUAUGUCUUUAGAAUGCCAACUUGUCUGGACGUUUCACAGGACAAUUACAAUUUUAUUUUAAUGGAUUCCUUGUUAAUUGCAGUCUAUUGGAUAGCACUGUAGAUCAUACAACUUUAUGUAAAAAACAAAUAAAAAGAAUGAAAAAAGUUUUUAUAUGCAAUGGAUUAAAUAAAAGCAUGGGUUGAUUCUGCCUAA